UAACCCCACCACCAUCACCCCACCACCGCAUGCACAUCCUUGUAUUCUUUUAACUCAAAAGCUUGUGAGUAUAACUGUACUAAAAUGAAAGAAGCCCUUGUAAACGAAUGAAGUGUGUCUCUAUUUCCAGUCUCCUGUCUGGACCUCUGCAAAGAAUAGACUCCCUAUAAACGAGAUACAGCUCUUGAAGAUGUGCGACCAAUUUUGUAAAGUCUUGAACUUCUCUCCUCCAUCAAAGCCACCUUUUGUUUCUUUGCCUGCCAAGUCCCUCCCUACCCCCCAAUUCCCCACCCCGCCCCUCAAUUCAUUGCUGGAAGUGUUUUCUGCUCUUGUAUAUUACAUCAGCCCCCUCCCCCCCCCCCCCGCAAGUGCCCUCUCUGUCUUUUGUUCUGGCUUCCCCAUGUUUAUCAAAACUCUGCAAAAUCAAAGGUACAACCCUCAAGAUGCCAAAAGCAAAAAACUUGUAUCCUUUUAAAGCUAGAUGAAAACCAUGCCUCCUGAAUCCAAUUAUAUCCCGCAGCUAGCUGCUAAACCUCUCUUAAGCACGUUGGUAUUAUUUGCUAAGCAUAAGAUGUAACAAGGCGACACGAGCGAUUAAGAGCCUGCCUUUAAGCCAGCCCACCUACUCAUUUUUAGAAACCCGAAAUGUGCUGCUCUUUUCUUUCCUCCCUUCAUUUUCUUUUUCUUUUCUUUUCCGCACUUACACCCCAACUGGAAGCACGGCGUCGGUGGAAUGUGUUACAUAUUGUAAGCAUGCGUCGGCUGGUUUACUGUCAUAUGGGACCGUGGUUCGACGUGGCCCCACCACAUCCCCAACCUGUAACUCUACUUAACGGCGUGCAGAGUUCCUCUGGAAGGUCAUGCGUUCCAAAUUUGAGCAGCAUAUGGAAAUGGCCACCAAGUUAAUACGGCUGGUUAAUGACAAGAAAAAAGCCGAGCAGGCCAGUGGCGGCCCCAAGCGCCUGGGCCAGGAUGUGGAGAUGGAGGAAAUGAUCGAGCAGCUGCAGGAGAAAGUUCGGGACCUGGAGAAGCAGAACGAGGGCAUCCGCAACCGGCUCAUUUCAACCAAGCAGCAGCUGCAGCUUCAAGGGCACCGGCACGCGCCCUAUAGCUACGUCCAGGCCCGCAUCAACACAGGCCUCAAGAAAGCCAACGAGGGCGUGGCAGUCCAAGAGCGAGCCAAGAAAGGAAUGAGAAUGCAAGAUGUGGAAAUCAGAUCUCUGAAAUCGCCACAAGCUUUGCCCCCCAAAUACGGACACAGCUUACUUGAGGAAGCGAGAGCAGAGAUAAGAAACCUAGAGAAUGUGAUUGAAUCACAGCGAGCGCACAAUGAAGAGCUGGAGCAUACAGUAGAAAUGCUUCGGAAUGAAAUCCAGAGGAAGGAGGAAGGUUUUGAAGAAGCUCUCCUGCAAAUGAAAGAACAGCAGACAACGGGCCAACGGUUAAGCAUUCGGGACAACGUUGAAAUGAUCAAACUCCAUAAGCAGUUGGUGGAUAAGAGCAACGGGUUUGCAGAAAUGGAAGAAAAAUUACUUCAUCUUCAGGAGAAUCAAAAGAACCUGAAAGCAAGCCAUGACGCUCUAAUGGCAAAGGGAGAUGAGCUCAAUCUGCAGCUUAAAGAAGAGCGUUCCAAGUGCCUCCACCUUGAGAGAGAAUUACAGGCCAUGACUUUUUCAAAGCGAAGAUUAGAAGAGCUGCAAGAUAGAAUUAAUGAUUUGGAGAAAGAGAGGGACCUUUUAAAGGAGAACUAUGAUAAGUUAUAUAACAGUGCCUUCGGCGUGACCCACGACCCGCAAUGGAAGUUAAAGGAGCAGCAGCUGAAGCUGCAAAUUGCUCAGUUGGAGGCUGCUGUAAAGUCGGAUUUAGCAGACAAAAACGACAUCCUGGACAGGCUUAAAAAGGAACGAGAAUGUGUAUCUUCUCCCCGCCCACCUUUUGGAGACCAAAAUGAAAAGCUAGACCAGGAGAACAAAGAACUACAGCUGCACUAUCUGGGGCAGAAGCAACAGCUGGAUGAAUUGAAGAACCGCAUGAAGUUUUUCACCAAGGAGAGCGAAAUCGAGGCGGAUGAACUCAGCGAGGCGCUCGUGCUGAUAAAGGUUCGUCGGCAGCAAGCAAGUGGAGACCUCACAUUUUUGGAGAAGGUGGAAGAUGACCUCCAUAAAGACUUGGAACGUUCCAUGCACGAGCUCCAGGCAACCCAUGCAGAAACGGUUCAAGAACUUGAAAAGACACGCAACAUGUUAAUUGUACAGCAUAAAAUUAACAAAGACUAUCAGGCUGAAGUGGAAGCUGUGACACAGAAGAUGGAGGCUUUACAGCAAGAUUGCGAGUUAAAACUGGAACAAUACGUCCAUCUCCUUGAUGUCAGGGCCAUGCGGAUCCGAAAACUGGAAGCCCAACUGAAAGAUAUUGCUUAUGGGACCAAGCAGUACAAGUUCAGACCAGAAAUUAUGCCAGACGACCCAGUUGACGAAUUCAAUGAAACGGCCCACUUGGAGAGAGGGGAGAACCUGUUCGAGAUUCACAUCAGCAAAGUGAUCUUAUCCGCAGAAGCCGUGAACGCUUUCGGUGACCAGGAGCCUGCAACAUUCUGUACCUAUGCGUUCUAUGACUUUGAACUGCAGACCACUCCGGUUAUCCGGGGCCUUAACCCAGCCUAUAAUUUUACUUCUCAGUACCUGGUACGGGUGAAUGAUUUCUUUUUGCAGUACAUUCAUAAAAAGGCUGCCACGCUGGAGAUCCACCACGCCUAUGGUGUGGACUUUGAAACAGCAGCGGCGUGCCAGCUGAAAUUCCAUGAAAUACUGGAGAAGAAUGGCAGGAUCUACAGUUCAGCCAUUUUAGUUGGCGUUGGCAGAGAUAUCCCCAAUUAUGGCACCGUGGAAUACUGGGUCAGGUUAAGAGUUCCCAUGGACCAAGCAAUCCGGCUGUAUAAAGAGCGCGCAAAAGCCCUGGGAUACCUAACGACAAAUCUCAAGGAUCAGCCGAUGCUCAGCCCUGCCCAAGUCAGCACUUCAGGAGAUGGAAACUUAAACGAGCUCCACAUUACCAUAAAGUGUUGUAACGAUCUGCAGUGCCAAAAAAGCAACCUUCAGCCGAGUCCUUAUGUUGUCUACAAGUUCUUUGAUUUCGCGGACCACGAUACCACCAUCAUUCCCAGCAGCAACCACCCACAGUUUGCUGAUCACAUGUGCUUCCCCGUGCCAAUGAAUGUAGACCUCGACCGCUACCUGAAGUCCGAAUCCUUGAGCCUGUACGUGUUUGAUGAUAGCGAAACAGACGACGGCGUUUAUAUAGGAAAAGCAAGCGUGCCUUUAAUCUCUUUAGCACACGAUAGAUAUAUUUCGGGUACCUUUGAACUGACUGACUGUGAACGACGCUCAACUGGAACAAUUAGUGUUGAACUAAAGUGGAAAUUUGCUUACCUCCAGCCAGCCGGUUCGAUUGUAGCCACCGAUCUAGUGGAUUACAUCCAGAAUGAGAAACCAGUGAAGGGCCAAGGGGAACCUCCCUCUGUGGCUCCUCCUUUCCCUUCAUCGGCAAUGAGGCCGCAGCCGAAGCCCAGGCAGCGCUCAGCUCCGGCGGACAAGAAAGUGUCUUUUGUAGAUGUGGACACGCUUCCAAAUCUGAGUCCCAUUCCUGAAAAAGAAGAUGAUGAGACUGAGCAGAAAACCAAAGAUGUCAAGCCUGCUGUUUCCAGCGCUCCGCAGGUCGAAUCAGAAAGACAAGCAGAGAACAGAAUAAGCAAACCCAUGGUAGAGAUUCCUCAGGAGAAUGAAGAUCUUUCUCAGGUCUCUGAAGGUCAGUUUGCUGACCAGAGCUCGGCUACUUCAGGAGAUGAAACUGAAAUGACUGAGGAACUGGAACCGGAAGAUCAGGAUGACAGACAGACAACGGAUGCUGCUGAAUCAGUUACAGAUAGUGAUGACUGCAUUGUUCCGAGUCCAGUCUCCAUGAGCCUUAGGCAGUCUGCCGAAAAAAUCCGGAUUGAAAUCAUAUCCCUCAGCCUCACAGAAUCUCAGAUUGCAAUGGAUGAUACGAUACAGCGGCUGUUUGUGGAGUGCAGGUUUGCCAAUUUCCCAGCAGAUGAAACUCCAGUAUCGCUUCCCAAACCUAAAAUUGGACAGUGGGUCUAUUACAAUUAUAGCCACGUGAUUCGUGUGGACCAGGCAAACAACCGAGUGAGACGAGAUUUCCUCAGGGCCAUGCUUCAAGGAUCUGAGCCCAGUCCUGGAAGCAUAAGAUUUACAGUGGUAAGCGACCCUCCAGAGGACGAACAGGAUCUGGAGUGUGAAGAUAUUGGCUUUGCGUACGUCAGUCUAUGCGAAAUGCUUUUGAAAGGAAGAGACAUCACCGAACAAGACAUCAACGUUUUUGAUUUGCAAGAGGAGAGAGCAGUGAUUGGAAAGCUCAAAAUAACCGUGGAAGCUGUCCAUGCCCUGCGCUCCAUCUACAAGGAACUCGGAAGCAACCAGGACGCCUAAAACCUAUCGCUCGUGCCUAUAGUUCAUGCUUCCCCCAGCGUAACCAGCGCUGGGUAGCUCUUGGAAGAGAGGGAGCUGCUACAGUAUAUUUAAUGUAUAAUUCAUAUGUAAAAGAUGCACAAUUUGCAGCCGUAAAGUUUGUAUACUUUUCUAUCUGUUUGUGUAUAUAUAUAUAUAUUUAUAUUUAUAUUUUUUUCUCCCCUUAAGGAUACAUCCCCACCCACAGUGGACACCCCCCUGUAAAUAAUUAAUACCGACAUGAUUGAAUGAAGUGCUUUAUUUGCAUUUCCAACUUUCAUUUUUUGCCUUACAUAAAACAGUCAUAAAAAUGCAAGUCAAAUUUUUAAUUUUUAAUAAAAUAAAAUAAAAACCUUAAGCCUUAGAAAACUGAUUAAAAAUACUUUUAUGUUAUCCCUAAUCACCCCGCUAAAUGGAAUGCCUGCGAUUAGCCUCAUUAAGAAUUUUAUACUGUGAAGCUUUUAUUAGAAGCAAUAUAUGAAAAUUACUUGGAUUAAUGUGUUAAUCUGCCUCUUUAAAAUGCUAAUAUCCAUUUUAUGCACAUUAAAUCUCAGUGUGCGUUUUCUUUGAUGCAUGCCGUUUCUAUCAAUUAAAUAUAAAGAACGAGA
Molecule: messenger RNA, 5113 nt
Organism: Hemicordylus capensis (graceful crag lizard)
Lineage: Eukaryota; Metazoa; Chordata; Lepidosauria; Squamata; Cordylidae
Gene: RPGRIP1L
Product: RPGRIP1 like
Exons: 24
Coding region: 861-4487 (1208 amino acids)
Biological process (GO): non-motile cilium assembly; retinal rod cell development
Cellular component (GO): photoreceptor connecting cilium
Molecular function (GO): thromboxane A2 receptor binding
Source: RefSeq, a predicted model, not a curated record